CCGCCCACGAGGCUUGGAAACGCUGUCCUAGGAAUGCAGAAGUUGCGGCCCCGCCUCACCUCUGGGGCGGAACCAAUUGUGACGGCUGCGAGGUUUCUUGCCGGCGCUACAAAGGUGCGGCCCGAGAGCGGCGGAGUGCGCCGGCGUGACGCGGCCGCGCGGAGUGGGCGGGGCCAAGACGGCGGCGGCUUGCCAGAUCGAGAGCUAGAGCGAGAGGCUGUUGUGAGACGACGGCUCCCCAAACCGACCGCCAUGAGCACCAAGCAGGUCACCUGCAGGUAUUUUAUGCAUGGUGUGUGUCGGGAAGGAAACCAGUGCCUGUUCUCUCAUGACUUGGCAAACAGCAAGCCAUCUACCAUCUGCAAAUACUACCAGAAAGGCUAUUGUGCCUAUGGAACUCGUUGCAGAUACGAUCACACGAGGCCCUCUGCUGCAUCUGGUGGUGCCGUGGGCACCGGGCCCCACGGUGUGCCAUCCCCAGCUUUCCACAGUCCUCAUCCUCCUGACCUUACUGCGUCAAUCGUGAAAACCAACUUACACGAGCCUGGGAAACGUGAGAAGAGGACAUUGGUACUUAGAGACCGAAACCUCUCUGGCCUAGCUGAAGAAAAGACCUGCCCAAGUGUUUUGAGUAACCCAGGAGGCUGCAGUGACCUGCCGAAUAGCCCAGAGAUGAAGCCACAUUCUUACCUGGAUGCCAUCAGGAGUGGUCUGGACGACUUAGAGGCCAGCAGCUCCUACAGCAGCGAGCAGCAGCUGUGCCCCUAUGCGGCCGCUGGGGAGUGCCGCUUUGGGGAUGCGUGUGUCUACCUGCAUGGGGAAGUAUGUGAGAUCUGUAGGUUACGAGUCCUGCACCCCUUCAACCCAGAGCAAAGGAAGGCUCACGAGAAGACCUGCAUGUCGACCUUCGAACACGAGAUGGAGAAGGCCUUUGCCUUCCAGGCCAGUCAGGACAAAGUGUGCAGCAUCUGCAUGGAGGUGAUCCUUGAGAAGGCGUCGGCCUCGGAGCGAAGGUUCGGGAUCCUCUCCAACUGCAACCACACGUACUGCUUGUCCUGCAUCAGGCAGUGGAGGUGUGCCAAGCAGUUUGAGAACCCCAUCAUCAAGUCUUGUCCAGAAUGCCGCGUGAUAUCAGAAUUUGUAAUUCCAAGUGUGUAUUGGGUAGAAGAUCAGAAUAAAAAGAAUGAGCUGAUUGAAGCUUUCAAACAGGGAAUGGGAAAAAAAGCUUGUAAAUACUUUGAGCAAGGCAAAGGGACCUGCCCAUUUGGAAGCAAAUGCCUUUACCGCCAUGCUUACCCUGAUGGGCGGCUAGCAGAGCCUGAGAAACCCCGGAAACAGCUCAGUUCUGAAGGCACUGUGAGGUUCUUUAAUUCAGUUCGGCUCUGGGAUUUCAUCGAGAACCGAGAGAGCCGGCAUGUCCCCAGCACUGAAGAGGUUGACAUGACAGAGCUCGGGGACCUCUUCAUGCACCUGUCUGGAGUGGAGCCGUCAGAACCCUGAAGAGUAGAUGGCCGCCCACAUCUUGGGCUCCACCGGCCAAGCCUUCCCAAGUCAGGGUUGCAGAGCUUCCUUCACGGUAGCCAGAGGUGGCGUGUCUCUUGGAUUUGAAUGGGGUUGUACUUAACCUUGGUCUCAUUCACAGUUACAGCCAUGGGAGGAGUGAAGGAUAUAAAAUAACCUAACAAGUAUGUGGAAUCACUACUUUGAUAGUUGCUAACUUAGUUGCACCUCAAGCUCCUCAGGGGUACCAGCUUAACCAGCCAGGGUUUUACUUGAUUGCUUCAAACCAACCUGGCUCCUGUCCUUGAGCUUUAGCUCCCUAGACACAGUCAGCAUGCAGCAGAUUCAGUUUUCAUACCAAAGGAUUCUUUAGCCCUUAAAAGGAUUCCUGUGUGGUGCAUCCCCCUAGAGUAUUGAAGUAGUGUGUGGUCAAAAACUUGACUUGUAUAUUACUUUUCAAGAAACAAAGUGGGUGCUUCACACCUUAGCACAAAACUCUAUAUUUAGGGCUCUUCAGUGUCCCAGAUCAGAGCAGGAGGCUUGUUGCUCUGUUGAGUAAACAAAGUAUAAACCUUCUUCCCCAUAAGGAGGGCUUUUCCCCAUAAGGAGGGCUCUUGAAGUAGCAAGAAGUGCAAGGGGGUCACAAUCACAGGAGAACCUUGCACACGUGCCUCCAGGGAAACACGCCCCCCUGGCUCUCAACUGCUGGCUUGUGCCCUGAGGGUGUUCAUACCUGAGGGCUCGGUGCCCACAUGUGCUCUCCUCUGUAAAACCUAGCUUUGAUUUAAAAUUUUAUAAGAAUUCAUUAGCACCCAAGAAAAGUUUCUAAGUCUUCACCCAGCAGUGAUCCUGCAGAGAACUGUGUACAGAUCUUCUGUCACCAGAUGUAACUUUAAUUGCAGGAGCAUAACCUUGUGAGUUAAAACUCAAUCCAAGCCUGAAUCUAUUUUUAUAAACAGCUGUAGAUAACCAAAUAUUUUAUAAAAUGCAUUACUUUAAAGUGUGGGUAGAAGAAACUCUACCCACUGAGUUUAGAGUGCUUUUUGCAUCAUUUUUCUAGUUAACUCUUUAGUGAAGAGUGACAAAGGCUGGAUUACAUUCAUUCCCAGCAGAGGCUCUGGGCCCAUUUCCUACUUCUUGAACAAAUGGAGUUCAAGCUGUGAACUCAGGAUCACUUUAAAAAGAGGAAACAGCCAUUAAACCUACAUUUAAUUUAUUUUAUUAAAAUAACAUAAUUGAAGAAUCAUCAGAUAACUGUAUUUUGCAGGUGCAAUAAAAACAAAAUUAAAACCCAAAUUAUCAAGAAAACCUGUGUUCUGGCUUCCUUGCAUACACAUGAUGUGAUGUAGAGACAAGGCUGGCCCAGCGGCCCCGCCCCAUAGGGGCAGCUCCUGGAAGACUAAUUUAGCACAAUGGAAGACUGCUCCCUGAGAGGGUGGAGACUGGGAGGGGCAGGCCAAGCGCCUCUUGUGGAAAACCAUCCUAAAGCACUGGAGACCUUCAAGAAAGGUAAGUGUCCCCAAAGUCAAGUCCAUAGUACCAAAGCAGGCUCCUCCAGGCGGCCACAGUCUCGACAGUCCUGGGCUGUUUGGUGCAUUAUGUGCAAAACUACCUGUUUGGCGCCACACCACUCAUCUCAUCUCUGAAGAGAAGUCUUUCUGUAAUAAGUGUUGCUCAUAGGAGCUGAUUCCCGAAAUCAACAUGUCCCCCAUGUCAUGGCUGGUUUGCCUGCCAGUCACUUUUUUCCCCUCUGAGUGCUUUUUUUUCUUGCUCUCAAAUUACUCAUUUAGCCAAUCAAUAGCUGGGGCCCCAGAUCCCAUAAUGCCAUCAGCAGCCACUGGUGCAUCUGGAGAAGGCUCAGCACAGGAGCAUGGGACCUCGAGGGGGAGCAGGACAAACCAGCAUCGCGAAUGGCUUCCUUCUCCCAGGGCCAGAAUUGGAUAGAAAAGGCAUCGUGAAGUUAAGGCCCUGUGAGUGGUCUAGAAGGUCCUUAGCAGCAGCUUCUCUGAAGAUAAGCUCUGUCCCCACAGAAAGGGAGCAGAAAGGUGGUACCUGCUGACUUCACUUCUCCCACAGCGGCUUGAGCGCAGGUGCAGAGUCAGCUAGAAGACGGGCAAUCUCGGGGAUGUGGUCAGAGUGCAGGCAUUGAUGUCCUCCGUGUGGGCCGCCCGGUGCAGGGAUGGCUCAGAAGCACUCCGGUUGAUUUUCGGUAGAGAGUGUUGGAGCAGCUCGAUGGAAGACAGGAUCUGAAACAAGGCCACAAAAUGGUCUCAUCAGGUGGGGGUGGGGUUUCCACAGCAGUAGCCUUCCAUCCAACCCAAAGACACAGGCUGUGCUCCCCACCCCACCUGCAACAUCUUGUGGAGAACCAUAAGUCCCUCCCUGUGGAAAGAAAAACUUCCUUGUUUAUAUCAUUAAGAACACCUGCUUGGAGUUCCCUGGUGGCCUAGCAGUUAAGGAGCUGGUGUUGUCAUUGCUGUGGCUCAGGCUCAAUCCCUGGCCUGGGAACUUUCACAUGCCACAGGCAUAGCCAAAAAUAAAAGAAAAUUGCUUGAAUCAGUUCUAGUGCCUGAGCUAAGACUUACCUGAGGAAAAAGAGGCCUUUCUUCCUUAACUUUCUUCACACAGUCGGCCACAAGCCUCUUCAUUGCUUUUGGGCAGUUCUUGUAGAGCUUACUAAGAUCUGGGGAGGCAUAGCCUCGGCCCACCAUGAAGAUGAUCUAACGGAAAGAAGCAGUUGAGAGAAUGGUUGGAUGAAGAGCCUACACAAGCAGCACCUUCUAUUCCUCCUGCUUGGAGGGCAGUGGCCCAGGGGCUCGCUUGGGACCAGCACACGCACCUGAUCACGGUUGUUGAUGUGGGAGUAAGGGAGCUCCCCCGUCAUGAGCUCGUACAGCACAAUGCCGUAGGAGUAGACGUCGGACUGGAAGCUGAAUGGGUUGUUAUCCUGCAUCCGGAUCACCUCUGGGGCCUACAAGGGCAAAGUGCAUUUGUCACUACCUGGGCCCCACAGACAUCCAGGAGUCAGCCUAAGCCUAGCUGUCCCUUCCAUUGAGGAUGAAAGUUGUCCUCAGCCGCAGUAGAGCUCUACCCUGAAGGAUUCUGGCUCAGGAAUCCUAGUCUCUGGGACCCAGCACUUCUAUCACCCAACUACUCCAAGCUAUGCUUGUGCACGGUCCUCACCCUAGCUCCCUCCAGGAAAUCCAGAUUGGCCCCAGGCUGAUGACACUAAAGGGGUCACUGAGGUGGUCUGACUUUGGGGAAAUGUGGAGAAAUGCUUUUAUGUUUGCACACAGACCUCCAGGCACCCCUUCUUGCUCUAUACCCUGCUAAGGGAGCCUCGCUGCCUCACUCACCAUCCACAGGAUGGAGCCAGUAGGUUGUUCAACCUGCUGAGAACCACUCCAGCGCGACUUGACUGUUGCCAAACCAAAAUCUCCAAUUUUCACCGUUAGGCCUUCAUGGAGAAAUAUAUCUCAAUGCUUGUUAAGGACUCUGGUUUUAAAAGAAUGGCCAAGUUAAUUGUGAAAAACUUCCCAAAGUACUUAUUAGCAACACAUCUCUCUUCCUCGCAUAUGCCCCAGCCUUCUCUACACUGGACUUGCUAGGGUUUCUGAAGUCUUAAAAAGUGCUUUAAAAUGCUCCUCCUCCCAGGAGGUGUACUCAGGCUGCCAGAUUAUUUGGCUCCAGCCACAAACAAGCCAGUUUUCUCUCUGCUGCUUCUUUAUACAUCUAAGGACCAGGUCUCUGGCUUUGUGACCUUCUCACAUAAUGUAGGUGCAGCUCAGCGUGGCCUGCUAACUGAUCACAUCUUUUCUGCCUUCACUCUGCCCCCAAAUGACUAAUAAGAACACCCUGAGUCCUGAAUGCUAUCCUAAGACAUUUCUCAUGAGAACAGGUACCACUUGAUGACUUUAAAAUCAGAACCAGGAGCUACCAUUGUGGUGCAGCAGAAACGAAUCUGACUAGUAUCCAUGAGGAUGAGGGUUUGAUCUCUAGCCUCGAUCAGUGGGUCAGGGACCCGGCAUUGCUGUAAGCUGUGGCUGAGGUGUAGGUUGCACAGACUCCACCUGCACUGCUGUGGCUGUGGCGUAGAAUGGCAGCUACAGUUCCAAUUUGACUCCUAGCCUGGGAAUUUCCAUAUCCCACAGGUGCAGCCAUAAAAAAAACCCAGAAAAUAUGGAGUUCCCGUCAUGGUGCAGCAGUUAAUGAAGCCAACUAGCGUCCAUGAAGACUUGGGUUCAAUCCCUGGCCUCACUCAAUGGGUUAAGGAUCUGGCAUUGUCAUGAGCUGUGGCGCAGGUCACAGACACAGCACGGAUCCCGUGUUGCUGUGGUGUAGGCUGAUUCAACUCCUAGCCUGGGAACCUCUAUAUGCCAAGGGUGCAGCCCUUAAAAAAAAAAAAAAAAA
This is a messenger RNA of Sus scrofa (pig), 5910 nucleotides long. It is a transcript of the gene MKRN2, whose product is annotated as makorin ring finger protein 2. Gene Ontology annotation, molecular function: ubiquitin protein ligase activity; metal ion binding. The record is from RefSeq and is a predicted model, not a curated record. Gene Ontology annotation, biological process: protein polyubiquitination. NCBI's taxonomy places the organism in Eukaryota, Metazoa, Chordata, Mammalia, Artiodactyla, Suidae.